Molecule: messenger RNA, 708 nt
Organism: Penicillium lagena
Lineage: Eukaryota; Fungi; Ascomycota; Eurotiomycetes; Eurotiales; Aspergillaceae
Exons: 1
Coding region: 1-708 (235 amino acids)
Biological process (GO): retrograde transport, endosome to Golgi
Cellular component (GO): GARP complex
Source: RefSeq, a predicted model, not a curated record
AUGCUGCUCGACUCCUACACCCUCAAAAGCGGCCUUUCAUCCCUUCUUCCCGCUCCAGCUCCAGCAGGAUUCGUCAAACGCGUGAACAACAGCUUCUUCAAAAUCGAAGCCCUCCUCAAGACCCUCCAGGUCCACCCCUCACCGCCGGAGGCCCUCGUACAAGCCUACCUGGUUCACAUCGCGGACCGCAACAAUAACAAUUUCCGCAAGAUCCUCGACAUCAAAGGCAUCCGCAACCGCCAAGAGCAAAACCACCUUGUCGAGCUAUUCCAGCUCCACCGCGCAUCAGACCGCUACGCCUCGAACCUGCAGCAAAGCAAUCCAAUCCUCACAGCCUUCCAAAGCUCCACGGCGACUACCACCGGAUCUGUUUCCCAAGGUCUCAGCGCCGCUGCGUCCAUGCCUACCCGGUUUGAUCCCACCAUGCUCGGUUCUGCCAUUAUCUCCGCUGCAAAGGAUGGCGUAGAUCGCUUUGGAAACCCGCUGAGCUCUUCCCCCGUUGGCGGCACAGCGUCUACCUCAGCUCUAAUCGGCACUUCGGCAGCGUCAUCUCCGGCCCCGACAGCCCCUGCCCAGCCGCCCUCGCAUUCACAUACCCCAUCUGAAAGCACCGCUACCCUCAACGAGAACCUCAAGAACAUUGGAAAGUUCUUCCGUCGAGAUUUGGGUGGCUUUGGUGGUCGGUUUGGGAGGGGUGGUGAAGAGUAA